Molecule: messenger RNA, 1137 nt
Organism: Penicillium paradoxum
Lineage: Eukaryota; Fungi; Ascomycota; Eurotiomycetes; Eurotiales; Aspergillaceae
Product: glycosyltransferase family 69 protein
Exons: 2
Coding region: 1-1137 (378 amino acids)
Source: RefSeq, a predicted model, not a curated record
AUGGCCGAUCGGGCCGAUAAUUUUUACUCUCCGUUAACCGAUGAUCAUUGGUAUUUCCCCAUCGAGAAGUAUGCAACCUUGGGUGUAUAUCGCUCCCUUGAUUGCCUAGAUGUCUUUCCUAGCAAUGUCUACGGAGUAAUCUCCUCUAACCGGGGGUUUUCCCAGACCUAUGUUGCAUCAUGUUCGGAAGAUCCCACUGCGCGCCUCUGGAUCGGCCUCAAAUUGACACCAAACCCGCCUGCACCGCCACCUCCCAUGACGCUAUUAUCCACUUCUCGACGAGGCCUCCGGUACCGCAUCGCUCGAGCCCUCAUCAUACUAAGUAUUAUAUGGACUUUAGCCGAACUGCACCUCAUUCAGCGUCGGGUGUAUGAGGUAGAACACUCGAUACCCAAAGACCGACCACAAAAGCAGGAACGGAUAUACAUCGCAAGUGUACAUUGGAACAACGAGCUUAUCCUGCGCAGUCACUGGAAUAAAGCGGUUCUCGAGCUGGUCUCGAAGCUUGGUCCCGACAAUGUGUUUAUCAGCAUUUUCGAGAGCGGGAGCUACGAUAAUACAAAAGGCGCAUUGACGGAACUGGAUUGGGAGCUUGAGCGGAUGCAGGUGCCGCGGAAUAUCACACUUUCGCCGGUGACACAUGAAGAUGAGAUUGCUGCGCCGGCUCAAGGCGAUGGUUGGAUUCAGACCCCCAGUGGAAACAAAGAACUCAGGCGGGUGCCUUAUCUAGCUCGAAUACGGAAUUUGAGCUUGCUGCCUCUUCGUGAUCUUGCUCGGAAGGGGAUUACUUUUGAUAAGAUCUUGUUUCUAAAUGAUGUUGUCUUUACGCCAAGUGAUGUCUUCGAGCUUUUGGAUACUAAUCACGGCGAAUACGGUGCUGCUUGUUCAUUGGAUUUCUCCAAGCCUCCGGAUUACUAUGACACAUUCGCUCUGCGGGAUAUUCAGGGCCACGAACCUAUCAUGCAGACAUGGCCGUAUUUUAGUUCUGCGGUAUCUCGACACGCAAUGAAGAACAUGGCACCCGUCCCAGUAACUAGCUGUUGGAACGGCAUGGGUAUGGCUAUCUGUUCUGUAUCAGCGUUGCAAAAUCUGACUUUCUCUAGUGGCAAUGCCUGCAAGCCCAUUCAUCGCCAAUGA